This is a messenger RNA of Salvelinus namaycush (lake trout), 3218 nucleotides long. Its product is annotated as phosphatase and actin regulator 2-like. Lineage: Eukaryota; Metazoa; Chordata; Actinopteri; Salmoniformes; Salmonidae. The record is from RefSeq and is a predicted model, not a curated record. Gene Ontology annotation, biological process: actin cytoskeleton organization. Gene Ontology annotation, molecular function: actin binding. Bases 161 to 1822 code for a protein of 553 amino acids. The transcript has 12 exons.
ACCCAGCGGGUUUUUUCAAGAGUUUUAUCACAACAAUUGUCUACUGCCUGAAGUAGGUGAAAUGAACUUUAGGAUUAGGCGAUGGCUACGAUUUUGUGGUGAAAAAAAAAGUUCCUCGGGGACCGCGUGAUUGUUGCUUUUUCGGUCAAUUGAAGACAGAAUGGGCCAGACGUCUGUCUCUACCUUGUCUCAAAAUGCGAGCGGUGUUGACGGACUGGAAAAAUGUUCUCUUGCCAGCUGUGAUGUUGUGGUGGGCAGCACCCAGACUCCUCCACUUAAGCAGAAGGGGAAGCUCUCCACUAUAGGGAAGAUCUUCAAACCCUGGAAGUGGCGCAAGAAGAAAACCAGCGACAAGUUUCAGGACCUAUCCAUAUUUCUGGAGAGGAAAAUCUCCACGAGGCAAAGUCGAGAGGAGCUGAUAAGACGAGGAGUCCUCAUUCCGGAUCAAGGACCAGAGGACCCAGUGAACCCUGAGACUCUAAAUGGCCACGCCACGCUUAGUCUGGGGUCAGAGGAGGUCAAAGUUGACAUAGAGUCUCCUGAAACGCCUUCAGAGGAGAAGACCGAAGAGUCAGAGAAUUCUGAAGACAAAGCAGCCAAAUCCUCUCAUCCUAAGAAAACUGGAGGCACAUCCAAGACCACUGCCCAGUCCUCAUCCUCCUCAUUGUCCACACCGUGUACCAGAAAGAUCUCGAAGGACAGGCCUGCCAAUCCAACCGGGACAGAGAAGACCAACAAGCGCGAGCUCCAACUAGCAACUGACCCUUCCCGCUUCUCUGGAGCCCCCAAGGCCUCCCCAGACACAGACAGCCUACCAGGUGAAAGAUGGCUCACGGGUCCUGGGGAUGGGAACCAGGGGGGUAAGGAGGAUCCCUCUUCUGGCCCAGAUGGCAGGCCUGCUGCUCAGGAUGACUCCUCUCUGCCUGGGGUGGAUAAAGACAAUGCCUCAGGUGCUGGCCCUCAGGACCCUGGAGAGAAAGCGCCCCUUGUCAACAGCACCACUGAGGACACUUCCUUCACUGAGUCUCAAAACGAGAGCUCCACGGAGGAAGCCCUGGGGACUGGGAAAGAUGGAGGUGACCAUGAGCAACAGUCGGCGGACGAAGACCAUGACUUAGAGAAAAAUCUGAGGCCUACCAAUGGGAUUGGUGAGAAGCUCCACAGUGUUAACCUGGAGAGCCCAGAGGUUACAGUCAUCCCAGACAGCACUACGGAGUCUGACUACCACUCCACAGUCAGCGACUCCGACUCAGAUGGGCCCAUCCUCUACCGAGACGAAGAAGAGGACGAGGAUGACGAGGACGAGUAUACCACAAGCUCUCUAGCCAGUAAGAUCCGCCGCAGGGACACCCUGGCCAUCAGACUUGGCAACCGGCCCAGCAAGAGAGAGCUGGAGGAGAAGAACAUCCUGCCUCGCACCUCUGAGACCGAGAGGCAGGAACUCCGCCAGCAGAUUCACUCCAAGCUAGUGAGACGACUUAGUCAGAGGCCCAGUACUGAGGAACUGGAGCAGAGGAACAUUCUGAAACAGACAAAUGAUGCUGAUCAACAUGAAGCCAUACAAGAGAUUAAAAGGAGGCUCUCCCGAAAGUUGAGUGUGAGGCCGACAGUAGCAGAGCUGGUGGCUCGGCGGAUUCUGCGCUUCAAUGAGUACGUGGAGUGCACAGAUGCUAAGGACUAUGACCGUCGCGCAGACAAACCCUGGGCCAGGCUCACGCCAGCUGACAAAGCUGCUAUCCGUAAAGAACUGAAUGAGUUCAAAAGCAAAGAGAUGGAAGUUCAUGAAGAGAGCAAGCAAUUUACCAGAUUCCAUCGGCCCUGAGGCAUUUCUCUCUCCAGUGGGGGUGCUGGUCGGCGGCCGGCACUGCCUAAAGACUCUCUCUCUCCGCUGCGGGCUUCACCAUCGGGCUUUUCCCCGGAGCCUGGGGCCUGGAUGCCCCUAGGCACGGACACAUGGACACCGUCUCCCAGGGCCAACCUGUCUCCAGCUCUACAGAUCAAUAGAGGUUGAUUACAUUGGGCCACACCUGCUUACACAGACCAGACUGGGCUUUAGUGCUGUGUGAAAAGUGACGGAGAGAGAGGCCAGUAUCCAUGAAGGACAAAACUGUUGCACUUUGUAACACAGCACUGAUUUCAUUACCCACAUACUUUUUGGCUUCCCUAAAGCACCUUAACAGGCCUUGACCAAGUCCCCAUGGACUGGAAGGGAAAUGGUUUUGCAACUAUGACAAUGUUGUAGGUUAGGCAAGUCCAGCCAAAGGUAACAGUAAUCAAAUCAAUGUUUAUUUGUGAUAUGCACAGGAUAUAACGUAAACCGUGCAAUGCAAUGCUUACUUGCAAGCUUCCUCAACAGUGCAAUGACAAAUAUAACCAAAUCAGACACAUAGUCCUUAACUUAACGUAAUCAUGGAAGUGCAUGGCAAGGUGUUAGGAAGAAAUGGUUACGUUUACCGCCACGUGGUCUUGAUGGUGGAAAUUAAGGUGUUUGGGUCUUGUUUUAAGGGGUGAUUGUUGAUGCUGAUCUCAAAGUGGCUGGGACAACAUGAAUUUUGCCUAGAUAGUAAGGAAUAUGUAUCGUUACUGUUUUUGUCAUGUUUUCUGGAACACUUACCAUUAUUGAGCAUAUCUUUUACAGAGACAGAGCAGAGUGAACCCUAUUGAUCUAUGUAGGCUAUUCUUCCAUUCUCUCUUUCCAAAUUUAGAGCAAGUUCAGAACACAUUGGUCUGCCCUUCAGAUUGGUUGAGCUGUUAAUAAUGGAUGGUCUGUGUAGUUUGAAAGUAUAUGAUAAAUGUUAGUAUUUUACGGUCCCAGAUGAAUCCAUUGAGCUUUUUUCCUGGUCAUAAAAUGUGAAGCAUUUCUUUGAUAUUUCUGUGAUGAGGUGCACCAAUCAAUUUACAUUCAUUUCAGACUGCUAAGGUCAGCUGUAGAAUAUAGGAGGGGAACCAUAGUAUUCAUGCCAAUGUUUUUCUCAUUCUAUGGAUUUUUUGUACAUAAUGUAUAUCAGAUGCAUGAUCACAAGUUUACUGCCAAUUACCCGAUAGAUUUUUACAUGUGAUGUGAUGUACAGGAUUAGUUUCGUAUUGAUGGCGCUAUGUGCUGUUCAUAUGUGAGUACUGUAUCUUUGAAUUAUGCCUGUACAUAAUAUUCAUGUAUAUACAGUACCAGUCAAAAGUUUGGACACACCUGCUCAUUAAAGGGUUUUCUUUAUUUUUAC